Paecilomyces variotii is the source of this 1024-nucleotide messenger RNA. Its product is annotated as acyl-CoA N-acyltransferase. Bases 151 to 849 code for a protein of 232 amino acids. NCBI's taxonomy places the organism in Eukaryota, Fungi, Ascomycota, Eurotiomycetes, Eurotiales, Thermoascaceae. Gene Ontology annotation, molecular function: acyltransferase activity, transferring groups other than amino-acyl groups. The record is from RefSeq and is a predicted model, not a curated record. The transcript has a single exon.
AAGCAAGCAGAACCCGCAUCGAGACCUAUGUUUCUUGCAGAUAUCAUCCCAUAGCCAGUCCCAUAUUUGACACAAAAAAAAAAAACUACAUAUUCUUCUUUCCCAACACCUGUCAGACUACCAUCUGACAAUAAUAAUACUUUACUCAUCAUGCAACAUCCACUACCGCCACCCACGCAGCGACUCACAUUCGCGCACCUCGACCCUUCAUCUACCAAACAUUGCGAAUUCCUCGUUUCACUCUACAACUCACCUCUCUACUUAGCGGCUUUAGGAAAGUCGCCCAUAUCCACACCCGAACAGGCAGCUGAGCUAAUACGAAAUCGCUUCGUGGAUGCAUUCGAGCGCAAUGGAUAUGGGCAGUGGAUCGUGGUGUUGAAACCAGAUGCUACAUCUUCUUCUUCGUCUUCGUCUUCGUCUUCUUCUUCGUCUUCUUCUUCUUCUUCGAAGGAGGAGAGUUUGGCUGCUGGAACAAAAGGAGAAGGAGACCAAGGAGUGUUCAUCGGCUGUAUGGGGUUCUCGAAAAGAGACGCAGAGUUCUCUCCUUCUGCGCCAGACGUGGGGUUUGCUUUUCUACCAAAAUAUACGGGUAAUGGAUACGCUACGGAGGCGCUGCGAGGCUUGCUUGACUACGGGCAGAAGGAGCUUGGUCUAGAUGUUAUUUUCGGGUUCACGGAUCCCGACAAUGGGCCCAGUUGCAAAUUGAUGGCGCGGGCGGGCAUGGAAGACAGAGGGGUUAGGAGGAUGAAGUGUUUCGGUCCUGGUGAAGAUGGGAAUGGGAGAAUGUCACGCGCGUUUGUGACCAAAGGAGCGUCAGAAGAUCUGACAGUAUAUAAUAUUGGGGCUUGAUCCAGGAUGUAUCCCACUUUCCUUUCUUGACGGAGGAGAAAAGGAGGCUGGGUCAGCGACAGGAUUAUCUGAAUGACACAGAUUGAGGUAACGGUAAAUUUUCGGGCGGACUCAUGCACAUGACGGCUUCAGUUUUUCGCAGGUAUCUAUCGAAAAGAAUCUAAUGUCGAAAGGU